This is a messenger RNA of Soboliphyme baturini, 708 nucleotides long. The record is from the annotation of a GenBank genome assembly. NCBI's taxonomy places the organism in Eukaryota, Metazoa, Nematoda, Enoplea, Dioctophymatida, Soboliphymatidae.
AUGCUAAUCUGCUUUAUAUCUUUAGUAUUCAUCAUAUCCGUUGCUUUCACCUUCUUCGCUUCGUUUCUUUGGGUUCCGUUGUGCUUACGGUUGUUGCGCUGUUUCCGCGGAAGUUUCACUUUCGGUGAAGUGAAUAUGCUAUUGAACUAUGUGUUCAUAGUUUUGCUCAAAUUUGCUUUCAAGGUUACCGUUUUGCUGUUUUGGGCCCUUUGUGUAGCGUGCAGCGUAGCAUUUGCGAUCAGUGCUUCAGAGAUCUCUGGCGUUACGACGAUCCACCGAAAGUACUUCCACGUCACCAUUAGUCUUGUGUUGUUGUCCGGCCUUCUGUACUGCCCGGUCCUUACAUUCGUCUGCAGUACUGUGACAUUGUGUGUGUUGCUGAUAGUCGAACUUAUUCGAAGUUUGCAAAUUUCAAGCAUCGGUUUUCAGCUAUGCUGUGUCUAUUCGAAGUUUCUUGACCAGCAGGAUUCCGGGAUUAUCGUUCUGACGCCUAUAUACCUGUUGAUUGGCAUCUUCAUUCCGAUUUGGUUGGAUAUACCUAUGAAUGUGUCAGGUUUUAGACAAAUAAAGCAUCCCAUUGCUACCCACAGAAAGUAUAUAGUUCAUUUUUGGUAUAUUUUCAUUCUUUCGCAUUAUUGCUUUCUGUUCACCCCCUCCUCCACUUACCAGCUUUUUACUGUGCUGUUGAUCAAAACGCCCUGCUCCUAG